Molecule: messenger RNA, 4155 nt
Organism: Lonchura striata (white-rumped munia)
Lineage: Eukaryota; Metazoa; Chordata; Aves; Passeriformes; Estrildidae
Source: RefSeq, a predicted model, not a curated record
AUGGGCUGUGCCCACGGUCCCGCGUGGGGCAGGACGGUGGCAGCAGUCCCGGCUGCCGGCGGAGCUGGCAGGAGCGCGGCGCUGCCCGGGGCCGUGCCCGGGCACCGGGGCAGGUACGGGGACCGCGGGGGCAGCGGGCACGGUGACAGCCGCGGCCGUGGGGUCCCGGGAGGAGCGGGGUGCCGGUGCCGGGGCCGCCCGGGCACGGAGCAGCGUUUGGGGAUGGCGGAGCGAUCCCGGAGCGCAUCCAAGCGGCUGGAAAGCAGCGAGCGGAGCGAAACUGGCGGCUCGGGCACGUCCCGGGAGCCGGCUGCCACCUGGGAGGUGAGGGCCAACGACCGCUCCUACCACAGGCAGGCCAGGAAGAAAUUCGCCUUCUGCCUGAGCAAGAGGAAAUACUCAGGCAACGCCAUCAGGACGGCCAAGUACAGCGCGCUCAGCUUCCUGCCCCGCAACCUCUGCGAGCAGUUCCACCGCGCGGCCAACCUCUACUUCCUCUUGCUCAUCCUCCUGCAGACCUUCCCUGAGAUCUCCACGGUGCCCUGGUACACUCUGCUGUUCCCCCUGAGCUGCCUUCUCAUCAUCCGGGGGCUGCGAGACCUCGUGGAUGACAUCGGCCGUCACCGCAGUGACAGGAGCAUCAACAGCCGGCCCUGUGAGAUCCUGGCUGGGAGGAGGUUCUGCUGGCAGGAGUGGCGCGACAUCUGCGUCGGGGACAUCGUGCGGCUGCGCAAGGACAGCAUCGUCCCGGCUGACCUGCUCCUGCUGUGCAGCUCCGAGCCCAGCAGCCUGUGCUACGUGGAGACCGCUGACAUUGAUGGGGAAACCAACCUGAAGUUCAGACAGGCCCUUCUGGUCACCCACCAGGAGCUGGGGAGCGAGGAGAGCAUGGCUGCCUUUGAUGGGCGGGUGGCGUGCGAGGAGCCCAACAGCCGCAUGCACAGCUUCACGGGCGUCCUGCGCUGGCGGGGCCGCACGCACGCCCUGGAUGGAGACCGGCUCCUGCUGCGGGGCUGCCGCGUCCGCAACACCGCGCUGUGCUACGGCCUGGUGCUCUACGCAGGCGAGUGGCGCUGCCCGGGGUUUGAUUCCAAAAUCAUGAGGAACUCUGGGAAGAUCAAGAGGAAGAAAACCAAACUAGACCAUCUGAUGGACCGGCUGGUGAUCGUGAUCUUCUUGCUGCUGUUGGUGACAUCCCUGGGCCUUGCUGUGGCCUCUGGGUUCUGGGCCAGGACGUUCCAGGAGAAGCACAGCUACCUGGCUGCCCUCUACCAGCACACCAGCCCUGCCCAGCAGGCCUUCCUCAACUUCUGGGGCUUCACCAUCCUCCUGAGCAUCAUCAUUCCCAUAUCCAUGUACAUAACGUUUGAAUUCAUCUACCUGGUGAACAGCUGCUUCAUUAACUGGGAUCUGGAGAUGUAUUAUGGUGCCAAGGACAUCCCGGCCGAGGCCAGGAGCACCAGCCUCAGCGACCAGCUGGGCCAGAUCCAGUUCAUCUUCUCGGACAAGACGGGCACCCUGACCCAGAACAUCAUGAGCUUCAAGAAGUGCUGCAUCAACGGCACCAUCUAUGGUCCAGGCACAGGCCAUGGGAACAAACAGGCACCGGGCUCGGGGCUGAGCCGGGAGCUCCCCGGGGAGCAGAAGUCGGAUGCUGGUGAUGUGACCCUGCUGGAAGCCGCCCGCAGGGACGAGGACCCGGUGCUGAGGGAGUUCCUGAGGCUGCUGGCCCUCUGCCACACCGUCAUGGUGGAGGACAGGGGCGACCAGCUGGUUUACCAGGCAGCCUCCCCGGAUGAGGAAGCGCUGGUGCUGGCAGCCAGGAACUUGGGCUACGUCUUCCUGGCCCGGACUCAGGACACCAUCACCAUCAGGGAGCUGGGCAGGACCAGGACGUACGAGGUGCUGGCCAUGCUGGAUUUCAACAGCGACCGCAAGAGGAUGUCUGUCCUGGUGCGAGACCCCCAGGGCACCAUCCGGCUCUACACCAAGGGUGCUGACACCGUCAUCCUGGACAGGCUGCGCAGGCGAGGGCCCGAGGAGACCCUCACCGAGAGGGCUCUGGAUCGCUUUGCGGAGGAGACGCUGCGGACGCUGUGCGUGGCCAGCAGGGAGGUGAGCGAGGCCGAGUUCCGCGCCUGGAGCCGGAGGCACCGCGAGGCCACGGUGCUGCUGCAGCACCGUGCCCAGGAGCUGGACAGGCUCUACGAGGAGAUGGAGCAGAACCUGCAGCUGCUCGGGGCCACAGCCAUCGAGGACAAGCUGCAAGAUGGAGUCCCCGAGACCAUCCAGCUGCUGAAACUGGGCAACAUCAAAGUGUGGGUGCUGACAGGAGACAAACAAGAGACGGCGAUGAACAUCGGCUACGCCUGCAGGCUGCUGACGGACGACAUGGAGAUCCUGGAGGAGAAGGAGGUCAGCGAGAUCCUCCAGGCCUACUGGGAGAGCAACAACAACCUCAGUGGUGGUGGGGACGCCCCGUGCAGCCUCUCCCAGCAGCGCCCAGAGACUCCGUGCCACAAGAGAGCCAUCAUCGUCAGCGGGGACUUCCUGGACAAAAUGCUCCACACGGGAGAGGUGCUGAAGGAGAAGGGGUGGCCAUGGCGGUGGCUGCGCUGUGACGGAGCCAAGGCCUCGCAGGACCAGGGAGGUCUGGUGGAGAAGGCCUUUGUGGACCUGGCCACCAGCUGCCAGGCUGUGAUCUGCUGCAGGGUGACCCCCAAGCAGAAAGCCCUGAUGGUGCAGCUGGUGAAGAAGCACAAGAAGGCUGUCACCUUGGCCAUCGGGGACGGGGCCAAUGAUGUCAACAUGAUCAAAACCGCGGACAUCGGGGUGGGCAUCAGCGGGCUGGAGGGGCUGCAGGCCGUGCAGUGCAGCGACUACGCCCUGGCCCAGUUCUCCUUCCUGCAGCGCCUGCUCCUCGUCCACGGCCGCUGGAAUUACCUGCGCAUCUGCAAGUUCCUCCGCUACUUCUUCUACAAGACCUUCGCUGGCCUCCUGGCCCAGGUGUGGUUCGCUUUCCACAGCGGAUUCACGGCCCAGCCUCUGUAUGAUGGCUGGUUCCUUGCACUCUACAAUAUUUUCUACACUGCCUACCCCGUGCUGUCCGUGGGCCUUUUGGAGCAGGACGUGAGUGCCAAGAAGAGCCUGGAGUUCCCUGAGCUCUACGUGGUCGGGCAGCAGGAUGAGCUCUUCAAUUACCGCGUUUUUGGUGUCACCCUCCUGCACGGGGUGGGCACCUCCCUCAUCAGCUUCUACAUCACACUCUGGGCCUUUGAGGAUCGUGUUGGCACCAAGGCCGUGGGUGACUAUGAGUCCUUCUCUGUCACAGUGGCCCUGUCAGCGUUGCUGUCAGUCCUCGUGGAGAUUGUCCUGGACACUCAGUACUGGACAGUGUUGUCCUUCCUGAUGGUCACAGCCAGCCUGCUCUUCUUCUGCCUCUUCUCCUUCCUGACCCAAAGUGUUGAUGCCUACAGGAUAGCCCCUGCCAUCUUCCGUUUCCCAGAUGCCAGCUGGAAUGCCCUGACCGACCCCUAUGUCCUGCUCGUGGUCCUGCUGGCCCUGGUGGUCAACACCCUCCCCUCGCUCACCGUCCACGCCGUCCGUGCCACCCUGGGCACAGCCACCACCCAGCAGAAGAUCCACCUGAAGGCCAAGCAGGAGUCCCCGGUGGAGCUGCGCUCCCACGUCCCCCGUGGCUCCUUCCGCCGCCGCUCCGGAUACGCCUUCUCCCACCGGGAGGGCUACGCGGGGCUCAUCACCCGCGGGGACAGCCUGCGUGGCAGGGACAGCCUGCGUGGCAGGGACAGCCUGCGUGGCAGGGACACUCUGUGUGACAGGGACAACCUGUGUGACAGGGACAACCUGCGUGACAGGGACACUCUGUGUGACAGGGACAGCCUGCGUGACAGGGACAACCUGCGUGACAGGGACAACCUGCGUGACAGGGACAGCCUGUGUGGCAGGGACAGCCUGCGUGACAGAGACAGCCUGCGUGACAGAGACAGCCUGCGUGACAGGGACAGCCUGUGUGGCAGGGACAACCUAUGUGACAGGGACACUGUGCAUGACAGGGACACCUCUGGCAGCACCACUCGUGCCCUGAGCCCCCGCAGGACCCCGGCCGUGCCCUCCGUGUGCUGCCCCUCGGUGUAG